AUGCUUCUGCCCCUGUUUCUCGUGAGCUCGCUCCUGCCCAGUGGGGCUCUGGCUGGGGAGAUCAUCGGUGGACAGGAAGCCAAACCUCACUCAAGACCAUACAUGGCCUUUGUGGAGAUAAAAGGUUCUCAGUGUGGAGGGUUCCUGGUGCGAAAGGAUUUCGUCUUGACAGCCGCACACUGUGAUCCUAAAGGCCAGUCUGGGCCUCAAAGAAAGGGAAACAAUACACGAGUCAUUCUCGGAGCCCAUGACCUCAGCAUGAUGGAGAAGAAUAGGCAGGAAAUUGCUGUGCGAGACAUAAUUCCUCAUGAGAACUACAAUAGGAGAACCAAAGAAAAUGACAUCAUGCUGCUCCAGCUGGCACGCAAAGCUAAAAUAACCAAGACCGUGGAUCUGAUUCGUCUGCCCCAAGCUAAUAAUGUGCUGAAACCAGGAACCACAUGCAGCGUGGCUGGAUGGGGAAGGACUGGAGUGCACAUUAUCCGGCCAUCCAACAAACUCCAAGAGGUGGAUUUGAAAAUGGGUGAUGAGGAGCAAUGUAGGUACCUUUAUGGCUCUUUCAACUCUACUUUGAUGAUUUGCAUGGGAGACAGCAGAGACAAGAAGUCAUCUUUCAAGGGUGAUUCCGGGGGGCCUCUGGUUUGCAAAGGUAUAGCCCAGGGUAUCGUGUCCUUUGGAAAACACAGUGGCAUUCCUCCUGCUGUCUAUACUCGGGUCUCGGCCUACAUCGAUUGGAUAGAGGAGAACAUGGGCCAGAAGUAGCUCUGGGGAGCUCUUUGUGCUUGUGCCAGAGGGAGGCUGACUGUAAGCUGCUGUGCUGCUCCCCUGCAGUCACUCCCCUGGGACGUUCCUCUCCGAGUCCCAACUCUAUCAUGAGCAUGUCAGGAUGUUCCUGGACACUUGCCAUCAUUACACAGGGAUACCCUGAGCUAGCCUGUAUUCCCUUUCCUUCUUCCUUGAGGGAAGAACCCAAUAUCCCAUUCCCAGAGGGUCUUGAUACAACUGAUUUCUCCUCACUCUGGGGCUAGAUUCCAGCCAGCCCCACACAUAGAAAGACCUUAUACCUCAUUACCAAACUCUCCUGUGAUAGACAGACCUUCUCCUGUGGAUGGAUUGAAGCUGGAGCCUGCCAGAGAGGAAAGGUCCCUGGUGCCAUUCUCUUCUCUUUUGCUUCUUCAUUUCUAGUGUGAAAACCUUUCCUUGUAAUGUUUCAGUGAAA
This is a messenger RNA of Alligator mississippiensis (American alligator), 1219 nucleotides long. RefSeq names its product mast cell protease 1A. Gene Ontology annotation, molecular function: serine-type endopeptidase activity. Gene Ontology annotation, cellular component: intracellular membrane-bounded organelle; cytoplasm. Bases 1 to 762 code for a protein of 253 amino acids. Lineage: Eukaryota; Metazoa; Chordata; Crocodylia; Alligatoridae. The transcript is spliced from 5 exons. Gene Ontology annotation, biological process: proteolysis. The record is from RefSeq and is a predicted model, not a curated record.